AUGGAACUGCAAAGUAAGUAUGCACACUACAUCAAUAUAUAUAAUGCGUUGUAUCAGCUGAAAACGGAAAAUGAAGAAGAAUUAAAUAAGUUUUAUAAUGUGAUCAAAACAGAGUUAAUUGAUUCAAAGAAACAUCUACCCCAAAAUAUAAUCAGGGAUAUUUUAAACAUCAUUCCGUACAAUAAUCGCUAUACAAAGUCAUAUUUGACUCUUGCCAAGCUCAUAACUGAUGAAUAUCAUGUAACAGAAGUCAGAGAAAUUUCAAAUAUUUCUAACUUCCUAUUUUACAAAGUAUAUGGAAUUAAAUUAGACAAAUUUGCGGAUUUCGGGAAAAAUAUUUAUCAAAGUCUCGAUAAACAUAUAAAAGACAAGAUUUAUCGAGCAAUUAUGUAUAAUGAGAAAGAAAAAUUCAUCUCAUUCACUGAAAAAGAAGGAUUUAAUAAAGAUAAAGAACUUAAAAGCGAAUUAUAUCCAGAAUCUGAAAAAGGAUAUUCAUUACUUGAAUUAUGUUGUUACCACGGAGCAGUUGAUUGUUUCAAGUUAUUAAGAACGAAAUUUAACUCAGAAAUAACUGAAAGAUGUCUCGAAUUAUCAUUUUUAGGCAGAAAUCAAGAGAUCAUGAUGGAAUGUUUGAAAUUUCACAAACCAAAUAAUGAAUGCAUGAAAUACGCAAUUAUUUCACACAACAUUGAUUUUGUUACAUACUUGAUGAAUGAAUACAAAUUGAAGAUUAAUAUAUCUUUUUGCGCCUAUUAUAAGAAUCUUAGCGCAUUUUUGGUUUAUUUCGAUAAAACUUAUGAUAUUAACAAUUGUUUAAAUUAUUCAGGUCAAUUUGAUAUACCAUCUCUUUGUGAACAUUUCCUUUCGCUUGGCGCGAAUGUUAACACAAAAAAUGAUAACGGAGAAACAGCUCUUCAUACCGCCGCACUUAAAAAUUAUAAAGAAACAGCCGAAGUUCUUCUUUCACAUGGUGCAAAUAUCAAUGAAAAAUGUUUUAUUGGAGAAACUGCUCUUCAUAAAGCAACAAAAAAUCACAGUAUUGAAACAGCCGAGCUUCUGAUUUUGCAUGGGGCAAAUAUCAACAUAAAAGAUAAAGAAGGAAAAACUGCUCUUCAUGAUGCUGCCUAUGAAAAUAAUAAAGAAAUAGCCGAACUUCUUAUUUCACAUGGCGCAAAAAUCAAUGAAAAAAACAAAGAUGGAAAAGCCGCUCUUCAUAUAACAGCAUGGAAAAACAGUAAAGAAACCGCUGAAAUUCUUAUUUUACAUGGCGCAAAUGUCAAUGAAAAAGAUGAAUUUGGAGAAACAGCUCUUCAUAAAGCAGCAUUUCAUAAUAGUAAAGAAACUGCCGAACUUCUUCUUUCACAUGGUGCAAAUAUCAAUGAAAAAGAUAGAUAUGGAAAUACUCCUCUUUCAUUUGCAAAUUCUAAUAAUAACAUAGAAACUGCCAAAAUUAUUCGUUCAUAUGGUGCCAAAUCAUAA
Trichomonas vaginalis G3 is the source of this 1479-nucleotide messenger RNA. RefSeq names its product ankyrin repeat and SOCS box-containing protein 4 family. The transcript has a single exon. The coding region runs from base 1 to 1479 and encodes 492 amino acids. The record is from RefSeq and is a predicted model, not a curated record. Gene Ontology annotation, molecular function: protein binding. NCBI's taxonomy places the organism in Eukaryota, Parabasalia, Trichomonadida, Trichomonadidae.